GCGAGCAGCCACAGACGGGCAGAGAGGUAACUACUACAGCUAACCGCGUUUUGUCGCUUCACAACCUCUUAUUGAAACACAGAGAGCGGAUUUAGAUUUGGAAUCGCGUUGCAGGGAUUCAUCCAAGCCUUUAUUUUGGAGCAGCAUUCCGCGAAAGAAUCGCACGAGACGGACGCAUGGGCUUCACUAACCCCAUGUUUCAAUGGCUGAUCUGGAACUGUUUUACUUUGAUCACUCGGAUCCAAGAGACACCUCCCUGUUUUUAAAGAAUCAAAGUAUCCACGGGCUCAGCUGCAGCAGCGGAGGAGGAGGAGGAGGAGGAGGAGGAAAGUCGCUGCGUCCCGGCGGAGGAGACGCUUCAGCACCAUGGACAGAGACCCGGAAAGCCGCGUGGCUGGAGGGGGAAACAGAAACUGCCUUCACGUGCAAACAGCAACACGAGGAAGAGGAGGAGGAGGAGGAUGUCCGGCUGAUUGAGACAAGUUCAGUAACCUGCAGACUGAGUCAGAGCUCCUCAAGUGAACUGUACGAGGAGGAGGAGGAGGAGGAGGAGGAGGAGGAAGAAGAUGAGGAGUACCCGGAACUUUACUUUUUGUCUGAUGAAGACCUCUCCUCUGACGGCUCAGGGAAGUCUGUGGAUUACGGCUUUAUCAUCGCAGUGACAUGCCUGGUGACGGGCAUCUCUCUGGUCGCCAUAUCCUACACGGUGCCCCGGGAGGUCCGCGUGGACCCGGACAGCGUCUCCGCCCGGGAGAUGGAGAGGCUGGAGAGGGAGAAAGCCCGUGUGGGGGCCCACCUGGACCGGUGUGUGAUUGCGGGACUGUGUCUGCUGACCCUAGGGGGCGUGCUCCUCUCCACCUUGCUCAUGAUCUCCAUGUGGAAGGGGGAGAUGAUGAGGAGGAAAGCCUUCGCCUAUUCCAAACACGCAGCCAAGUUGUACGGCUCCAUCAGUCUAAGAGCAGGAUCCAGCCCCACCCAUUUGUCAGCGGCUGAUGAGGAUUUAGAAGUGCUCAGCUGAAUGUAUAGACUGAGAAAAGUACUUAAGAAAUCCAAACAGCCUCUCCUAUAACAGACGAUCUGUUGGGGGAUUAAAUGCCUUUUUUUAUUUGUGGAAGCUGAGGUGGACGUGGACUUUUUUAAAGGGCAGGUUCACAUUUGUUUCAAGUUUGUCUUAAUACAUCUCUACCAUGCCCUAAUGUGUACUGAAAGAGGUUUUGUUUGCUUUAGUAGUUCCCUCUGUCUGUUGUAUCUGCAUGAUGCUCUUUAGGUGAGCAUUUAAAAAAAACAACCCUGAUAUAUCAGCGAAAGAAACAUUUGUUCGAAAGCUUUUGAGAUGACAACACUCUGCACAGGGGGUUUUCAAUUCUUAAAGACAAGGUUUUAUCAUCACUGGAGAGUUAGCACAGCAGGAAAUGUUUUAGUUUUUCUUUGUCCAUGGCGAGGUAACAAUAGAAAUACAGCAUUCAGAAGAAAAAAAAGAAUCUGCCAGGAAUGUCAGCUUGCCUUGCAUUAAUUGUAUUGGCCAAAAUGGCAGCUUGUGAUAUACAAUUGGCAGAGCUUUGAGUAUUUUUUUGGGGGGAGGAUGGCCAGGCUGAGAACCAGGCAUCGGCCUUUAUUUGCCAGAACCUCAAAUAGGGUUUAGUCAUCCUUUAUUUUGAGCAAUGGGCGUGUCCAGAUUUUUUUUUUUCUGGGGUGGCCCAACUGGGACAAUUAUGAAAGGGUGGCAUGAAGUUUGUGUGAACACACAUUAAUUAAUUUCAUUUCUUUGCCCUUUUCAUUUCUACUUAUCAGAUCUACUUUUAUGAAACACAAAAAGAGUCAACAUAUAAAUCUUCUAAGCUUAGUUCUUUAAAGUUCAAAGUCACAAAUUAAAAUACUGUUGCACGCUGUCUAAUUUGUAAAAAUAAAUUUCUUGGAAUUAGUUCAGUACCAAAACGACUUCUAGGAGUUGAUCUUAAAGUCCCACCUCUGAUGAGGCAAAUAGCCAGUCAUAGUUUGGCACCUGGGGUUGCCAAUCAGAUUUCAAUGGGGGCCUUGCCUCCUCUGACCACUGUCUUGGACACGCCCCUGUUUUGAGUAUUGAAGACGCUAUGCAGCCCACUUCAGCUAAACAAUGUGACAUAAAAUAAUGUUUUAAGACUUUAAUUCAGUGGUUUUGUGUCUUUUAUGUGUUAAAACUCAUUCACACUUAAUUCCAACAACUACAACAGAAGUGCUGUCAGGUUCUUCACAGACCCUCACAGAUGGUUUCAAGAAGUCUCUGGUUGCCUUUUAAAUCCACAUUCACAUUCAGUUAUGGAAAAAUAACAACAACUGCAAACAGAAUAUUGUAAUUGUAAACAUUCAAUCACAGAUUUUCCUGAUUGCGCUGCCUUUAAAAAUAAUCAUUUUAUCCCAUUAAAUAAAUGUACAACCCUGUUUGUGGAGUUGGCGACCAAAAGCAAACAAGAAUUGGUCUCCAACGGCAACCAGGCCACUUUGACCCGCCAGCCUGAUUGCAAUGCUUGUCCAAGCUAGGUUCAGAUGUUUGAUGGAUGACCCUCCAUCACCAGGCUGGGGGAGGUUAUGUUUUUUUCAUGUGCGGUCAAAAUGUGUCUGUAUGCAGCCUUGAUUUUGGAAACGUCCAUCUUUGUGUCAUCAUACGUCCACCAUACUGCAACUCAGCAUAAAAACACUGUCCUGGAAAAACACACAGAGAGUGAAUUUGGAACUAAGCAUUCAUAUUUCUAAGAUAGCUUCUUUAUUUCAUGAGCCCAGGCUAGACAUCAUUUUAACUUUAUUGGACACAUUAAUUGGAACGUAUCUCUUUACAGUCAGCAUGAGCGAGAGCAGCAAACACAGCAGCCAUAUACAUAUGGGCAUUUUAGUGCUGUAUUAAUAUUUAAACUUAAGUUCAAAGGAGAGAUAAUCUGUGCUCCCAGGGUUCUAGCUCAACAUCCUCUCCAUUUGACACACUAAGGAAAGAUUUUGAAAGAUUUUGUGUUCUCUGCGGGAGUUUUUUCUUUGGAUUAAUACGUACAAAUCACCACCUACCGCAUUCAGAU
Labrus bergylta (ballan wrasse) is the source of this 3044-nucleotide messenger RNA. Its product is annotated as transmembrane protein 74. The record is from RefSeq and is a predicted model, not a curated record. NCBI's taxonomy places the organism in Eukaryota, Metazoa, Chordata, Actinopteri, Labriformes, Labridae.